UUGAUCUAAGAGUGAAGACCCCCAAAGAAAUGGCGAUGAGUUUCAAAGUGAAGCCUAUACUGGCGAUGAUGUUGGUGUUUAUAUGUUGUUGUUUGAAUGUGGUGCUGUUAGAAAAGAUGGUGAAAGAGUCUCCUAACUGCACUGUUUUCGUCACUUUCUCAAGUUACAUAUUCAUAGUGCUGCAGGGAAUUAUCUUGAACCCGGAAUUUCUGUUUAACAACCAGAUCCCUGCUCGAAACUACCUUAUCAUCACUAUUCUCUUCUUCUCAACAAACCUCUGCAACAACGUAGCUCUCAGUUUCCAGGUGGACAUGCCCACAGUGGUGAUAAUAAGGUCCGGGUCCCUAGUGGCUAACAUGAUAGUUUCUAUUAUAGCAUUCCGCAGACACUACACCCUCUCCAAAUACCUGAGCGUUGCCACGGUAACACUGGGAGUUCUAAUCUCCACCACCACCACCGCCAAACUCAAGUCCUCAGGUGAGAGUGGUGACAUUAACACUUGGUUCAUUGGUCUCCUUAUGUUGGGGUACGGUCUCUUUGGAUCUGCCACAACCGGCGUGUUCCAGGAGAAACUGUUUGCAAAGUUUGGGAAACAUCCUAAAGAAGCUCUGUUUUACAGCAACUUAUUGGGCAUUGUCGGGUUUGUGCCCAACUACGGGAAUAUCCUCAACACCAUCACGGAGUUCAACAACUCUCCUGAUCUCGCAGGAAUCCCGAGUCUGUGGGUCUAUUGUCUGCUGAAUGUGGGAAUGCAGAAUAUUUGCGUGAGAAGUGUUUACUACCUUCUCUCCGAGUGGACCUCUUUAUCGGUUACUCUGGUUACCACACUCCGCAAGUUUCUCAGUCUACUUCUUUCCAUAGUUUUAUUUAAUAACACGUUCACUACAGAACACUGGAUCUCGACUGUUCUGGUUUUCAGUGGCUCUGCUCUUUUCUCCGGUCUUAUUUCUCUACCGGGGGAGGCGGCUUUAGAGCGGGUGCUAAGAGGCACAUUUAGAGUAAGGGAACAGCGUCCUUUACCACUCUGAUGUGGAAUGGUUUAGUUUUGCGAUCUUAGAGCAACAAGAUUUAAAUAAAUGACAGUACCUGAGAGUUUAUUAAAAUUAAACUUAAAGUACUAAUUUUGUCUUGUUUUACGUUUUAUUUCCGUUGGGGGAAGAGGGUUGCAGAAGUGUUAUUUCAGGGAUCGUUCACUGUGAAGUGGGUUUGAUUAAGCUAGUGUAAUUUAACACAAAAGCCAUGUGUAAAGCUGAUUAAAACUUGGACGCCGAAGCCGCCUUAAGGGGGAAGUUUAAGUUGACCAAAAAGUGAUGACGUAAUAAUAUGUGAACGACCUCUUAUCUACAAUCAAAAUUGAUAUCAUAAUAAGUUUGAAAAAGAUUAGGAUUUUUGUUGACGUCAGCAAAGCUUUGCCCGAUGGCCAUGGCCUGGCCCUUCCAGUUCCAUCUUCCCAACUUUGUCAUUUGUUGAAUUUCGACUCAACGUAGCUGUAAUUUGUUUGAAUUAAAAUGUUUGGAACUAAAUUUCUUCUGGAAUUUAUUGUUGUUUUUAAAAAGCUUUAAAUCCUAUUUCUAGGCUUAUUAUGAUUAUAAUGAAUCACAUGUGCUAUUUCAUGUUUUAUUUUAAUCCAGACGUAUAAUAUAUUAUAUUAUGACUUUUUUUGUUUUACUAUUUCAUAUUUACAAAUAUUUUAAGUUUAUUUAACGAACAUAUUCGUAAAAUGCAUUUAUGACACGGAUAUUCAAUUUUAAGUGUAUUUCAGCCGAUAUUGGUUUUUAAAUCCUUAUCUUGUGUAUUAGUACCUAAAGUAGUAUUAAAACCUACUUUAAAGAUAUAAUAGAUGUAAUUAAAUUAUGUCAUUUUGAUUUUUGCUUUAAAAUUACGAGAAUUGCAUUGUUUGUUGAUUUGACAUUAAUUUAGAAUUUAUUACACUUGAGAAAAUAUUUUAUUUAUUGGGAAUAUUAUACAGUAUGUAGAAACGCACUAUAUUUAUGGCCAGUUAUAUCUUCAUUUAUACGUGGCUGGACAGUUGGUGGCAACUAAUUCUGGUCACUUCUUGAUCGUUAUUCAUGCACUGCGUUCAUGAUUAUGAUAAAAUUGAAAUUGAAUGUGUAUUUUUAUUAUCUUUUAAUUUAGAAUUCACCCAAAAGUAAAGACUGAAACAAUAAAUAUGAAAAUUUCGUAUGUCUUACAACUCAGCUUCAGUCGGUUUGUCAUGACAAGAAAUGUUUGAUACAUUUUAGAAAGUUCCUUUUUUUAGGAUAACCAUUCUAUUCGAUUUUCGCAGUUAAAGAAUAUUACUGUUAUUGAAAAGAUUAAUUUUUAAGUAGCUAUAUAGCAUCUACUUAACUUAUAUCAUGUAUAUUGUCAUCGACAAAAUACGAUAUUUUUGAACUAUCUUUUCAUCUUAAUUUUCAACCAACCUUUCCACUAUCAAUAUAUCGAAUUCAAUGAAGACACAUGUGUAUAUUCUGGAAUAUGUUAAUAUAAUAUAUUCUGGAAUAUAUUUAAUUCUUUAAGAAACGCCCGUAUUUUCGAAACAUUAAUAAAAUAAAGGAACAUAUUUUGAGCUCCUGUUUUAAUCCCAUUCUCACAUUGUUGAAAAAAUAAAAACACAGAUUGCAGAACUCAUCCAAUUUUAUAAUUAUAUUUGUUUAGUGUGAACUGAUAAACGCUGUACUGAGCUUAGAUUAGUGUAGUUUAAUUUAAUUUUUAUUAAGUUCAAUUCAGGAGUGAGUUUUAAAGAUUGGCUAAGUUAAAGUACAGUAUUUCCCCCUCUAUAAUUAACGGAUGCUUAUUUUCGCUGCUUCAAAUUUAAAGGGACGAAAAUUGUGUCCAAAAAACGCUUUGUAGUUAUAGUUGUGCAAUGUGCAGGCGGCGUAAAGAGGGGGAAUACCGUAAUCCAAUUAAUGAUGGCUUUAUGUAUCCGAAUUUGUGAUGGACGAGACUGCUGCUUGGAUAAAAUCAAGUUUGGUUUGUUUUAUUAGCCUGUCAUGACGUUCCGACGUAAAGAGAAUCGGAUGGCCGCCUACAAGAUAUAGAUCUCGAGUUACCGACAGGGUAUCUAGGCUGCACUCUGUCCCAAGCAACAUUCUGAACGAAGUCUCGGGUGUUAGAAUUACGAGUGUACUGCUGGUCGUGGAAUCUAUAAGUAUUCGGGCAGUACCGGACUUGCUUGAUGGAUUUAGGCCGUUCUAGCCGGACGCUCUCUUUGAGCCGUACAUCCGGUUCUCGAGCCCUGUAGUCGUUCAGGUAAACUGAUUUAUAGAUGUUGUUUUGCGUCCGAGUUGCUGGUGUGGCUCUCGGCCUAGCAGUCACAUUCUCGACAACUACCUCACUUUCUUCAUCGGGCUCGUCCGUGGAGAACAUGUUCGUACUGUUAGUCGGUACAUGUAUACCAUCUCGAUGCCCUGAGGGCUGGUUGGUUACAGUCAUAUCUUCCUGAAGGAAGGAAACUGAUUUCCUGGGUAUAUUCUUAUCGUGAGAGGUCCGGUGUUUUGAUUUAGCAUAGUGUAAAUAGUUUGGUCGGUUAUUAGAUGCCUGAGGUGAAGACGGAGGGUCGCUUACAAACUUUUGACCGACGAUUGCGCUGCUAGAUGCUUUGAAUUUGGGUGAACUGGGUGGGGCCGAUGCUCCAUUUGAAUGAUCAGGCGAAUCGGACCUUUGCAUUUUAGCCAUAACCUCACACACGCUGAUUCUUUGCUUCAAGUUCAUAUCCUUCUCUUUUGAACUCUGGUUCGAGCGAGAGUGCUGAUUUUCGCGAACCUGAGAAUUCCUUGGCUUCCACUUUCGAUUUUCACCCUGGUACAACCAUUUCUGAUUUACUGUCAUUUUCUUGGCCUUAAUGAAAUUUUCGUGAUUUAUUUCUUUCUGGUUUCCCGUAUCAUUCUCAUUCUCAUUAUUUUCUUUUUUGAUUUUAAUUUGAUCUUUGACGCAACCGGGAUCAUCAGCUGAUGUCUGCCGUUUACUGAGAGAAGAAUGUGCAGAUUUUGGUCGAUUAACCGUUGACAGGUGUUUUCCGAAUGGCUUGUGGUUCAGUUCC
This is a messenger RNA of Bolinopsis microptera, 4042 nucleotides long. Its product is annotated as UDP-xylose and UDP-N-acetylglucosamine transporter-like. Gene Ontology annotation, molecular function: UDP-xylose transmembrane transporter activity; UDP-N-acetylglucosamine transmembrane transporter activity. The record is from RefSeq and is a predicted model, not a curated record. The coding region runs from base 30 to 1028 and encodes 332 amino acids. Gene Ontology annotation, biological process: transmembrane transport. Gene Ontology annotation, cellular component: Golgi membrane; endoplasmic reticulum membrane. NCBI's taxonomy places the organism in Eukaryota, Metazoa, Ctenophora, Tentaculata, Lobata, Bolinopsidae. The transcript has 4 exons.